Entelurus aequoreus (snake pipefish) is the source of this 1388-nucleotide messenger RNA. It is a transcript of the gene coq2, whose product is annotated as coenzyme Q2 4-hydroxybenzoate polyprenyltransferase. The record is from RefSeq and is a predicted model, not a curated record. Gene Ontology annotation, biological process: ubiquinone biosynthetic process. Bases 193 to 1308 code for a protein of 371 amino acids. NCBI's taxonomy places the organism in Eukaryota, Metazoa, Chordata, Actinopteri, Syngnathiformes, Syngnathidae. The transcript is spliced from 8 exons. Gene Ontology annotation, cellular component: mitochondrial inner membrane.
UUUUCUUAUAUCCAAACAGAUUUUCACAAUGGCAUCGCAGACGACCCAUCAUUGGUUCCUAGUGCGACCGUUGUUUCCUCCGGAACCAGGUGGCGACGCACGGCCUUAACCAGGAAGCGGGCAAUAACACACACAGCAAUGGCUGACAUUGUCUGGCGUGGCCAUGCCGGAGAAUGACCCCUGAGCGACACCAUGCUACCAACCAAACUGACCUGCCAGGCCACCCUGAACGCCCUCAGACGGUACCGGCAUCCCGCCUGCCUCUCCAGCGCCGUCUCCCGCAAGGAAGAAUGGCUGCCCAGAGGGUGUCUCACCUCGAGAGUUGACCCUGGCCUGAGAUCCAUUUGCCCAUUUGGUGUAGCGCAGCGUCAUGGCAGGAGAUCAUUCAGCGUGUCGGCUGCUGCCAUUGUGAACGCAGCCCCGGCGCCUCUCCGGCCGUACCUCCGCUUGAUGAGGCUGGACAAACCGAUAGGAACGUGGCUGUUGUACCUUCCGUGCACAUGGAGCAUCGCCCUGGCUGCCGAGCCGGGACACCUCCCGGACUUGGGAAUGCUGGCCCUCUUUGGGACGGGGGCCUUGCUAAUGCGAGGAGCGGGCUGCACAAUCAACGACAUGUGGGACAAAGACUUUGACCAGAAGGUCGCCCGCACGGCCACUCGCCCCAUCGCGGCGGGGGAGGUUACUCAUCUGCAGGCUCUGGCGUUCCUGGGAGGGCAGCUGUCUCUCGCUCUUGGCGUUCUCCUGUGCCUCAACUAUUACAGCAUUGCUCUGGGUGCCGCCUCUUUGUCCCUGGUGGUCACUUACCCACUGAUGAAGAGGAUCACUUACUGGCCACAACUCGUGCUCGGUCUCACCUUCAACUGGGGGGCGUUGCUCGGCUGGUCCGCUAUCAAGGGCUCCUGUGAUUGGUCCGUGUGUCUCCCGCUGUACUUCUCCGGAGUGAUGUGGACGCUGAUCUACGACACCAUUUACGCACAUCAGGACAAGGAGGACGACGUCAAGGUGGGCGUCAAGUCGACCGCGCUGAGGUUCCAGGAGCAAACCAAACCUUGGCUAAGUGGCUUCACGGCGGCCAUGAUGGCGAGCCUCGUCGUGGCCGGGGUCCACGCGGAGCAGACCCUCCCUUACUACGCCGUCCUCGCCACCGUCGGCCUUCACUUAUCACGCCAGAUUUACACGCUGGACAUCAACAAGCCAGAAGACUGCUGGAAGAAGUUUGUAUCCAACAGAAACAUUGGCCUGCUGUUACUGUUAGGCAUCAUUGCAGGUAACCUGUGGAAAGAAAGGACAGAGACAGUCGUAUUAUAAGGACAUAUAGAAAUACAUUCAACACUGGAAAAAGAGGGAGACACAAAGCGCAUACAAACCAUUAAAAAAAGUACUUAAAA